GUUCAACGAGCCUUCGGUUUGAUGGCUAUGGAUUAGGUUGACUCGAAUGUGCACUUGAAUGAUAAAGGAGUAAACGCACCAGGUAACGAGAUAUGCAUAAUGCGUUGACAGAACAUUGCAGUGAACUGCAAAGCAGACCAACAGCGGCUCAUGCGAGUUCUCAUGAUGUCAUAGCCGAGAGAUAGCCCCAUCCUGGUUUGGCAAACGGAACGCACAAGCCCAGGCCCCGUAAACAGAAAGAUCUCACAAACUCACCGAGGGCUAUCGUCACAACCAUCACCAUGGCGUACCGCGCUUUCAACUUCAUCGUCAGCGGCAAGGUGCAAGGCGUGUUCUACAGAGCCUUUGCCAAGGAUGUGGCCCACGACACAGGCGUCGUAGGUUGGGUGGCCAACGAUACGACGGGACAUGUCGUUGGAGAAGCUCAGGGCAGCGAAGGCGCCCUGGACAGAUUCAAGAAGGUCCUGCACACCGGUCCACCGCGCGCCGACGUGAAGGGUGUGGAGAUAUCAAACGAACGUACUCUCGACCAACUGGAAUACGACGUCUUCGAAGUUCGACGGUGAUAGACUUUCCAGGGGACGUGCUCACUGAAUGUACCAUGAUGCGAUGUGUACGAUGUGUGAAAAUGUAGCAUGGAGGCUCACUGUGUGCUUAAAACUCAAGUCUGGCAAUCCAUGAUGGGACGCAAUGGUAUGCGAGCAAUAUGAGCUUCGUCUACAACGCACUGGCCUGUGCAAAAUGUUGAUGAGGUCCCCGCGCGACGAGCUGUGGCAAGAAUAGCAAGGAUACUCCGUCGGCCUCAAAGAAUAGUCAUCGAGACUGCAAACAGCGACAGCAACCGACUCGGAUUUC
This is a messenger RNA of Fomitopsis serialis, 855 nucleotides long. Its product is annotated as Acylphosphatase-like domain-containing protein. The record is from RefSeq and is a predicted model, not a curated record. NCBI's taxonomy places the organism in Eukaryota, Fungi, Basidiomycota, Agaricomycetes, Polyporales, Fomitopsidaceae. The transcript has 3 exons. Gene Ontology annotation, molecular function: acylphosphatase activity. The coding region runs from base 282 to 566 and encodes 94 amino acids.